This is a messenger RNA of Suillus clintonianus, 983 nucleotides long. RefSeq lists its product as uncharacterized. Lineage: Eukaryota; Fungi; Basidiomycota; Agaricomycetes; Boletales; Suillaceae. The record is from RefSeq and is a predicted model, not a curated record. The coding region runs from base 193 to 828 and encodes 211 amino acids. The transcript has 5 exons.
CCUGGGCCACAACACCUGCCGGACCGUGCUACACGAGCAUCCGAAUCAGAAAACCAGGAGAGUGUGUAGUUGAGAUUUGUGUGAGGGGAAUAUUGGGCUGCUCGAGUGAACAGCCCGAAACGUUGAUGAUAGUAUUUAUGACAUUUGACAAGAGAAUGACAUCGUGAGGUUGAUUUUAUGGCAACGUAAUACAUGAGCGCUCGGCGCUUAACGCAUACAACCAUGUCCCAAGAAGAUCAAGAUCUACACCUGCCCAACAUUGACUGGCCCAAAUUACGGGACACUAUUCUCGCCUCUUCAAUUUAUGCUCUGACAAAGGUUGAUAACUGGUCAAUCAGGCACCCAUAUGUUGCAGCUGGAGCCUUGAUAUGGAUCUCUGACAGUCCUGAGAUCCUUUUGACGCCAUUGCGGCUCACGGCGAAAACUGCGCGUUUUAUCUGUCUCCUCCCGCUUCGGUUGAUCCUGUGGCCCUUCAAGCUCUCGGGCAGGUUUAUCCUAUAUAUUUUUGGUUUCAGGAGAGAAGGCGUAGCGAGAGAUUCAUUGGCAUCCCAGUACCAAUCCCAUCACUACGGCGGCUACGUGCCACGGGACUCCACCUUCGCAAGAUUUCAGUCAUACGGUGCCACUGACUAUUAUGAUGACUCGGACAUAGAAGAAGCAAUCAGAUCAAUGGAAGCCGACGAAGCACGGAGAAUGAGAUUAAUGGACCCUGGCCAUUACGAGAAUGGGGAUCCUGAAGCAGGAUCGAUGCUUCCGGUUGCCGUCUCUUGGAUGUCAGCUAUUGGGGCUGGGUUUGUCUUGGGCAGGACGUGGGGGUGGUGGAAUUGAUGUGAUUAGCGCUUAUGAUGGAGGGACUCGGAGUAGGAGUCAGUGCCAGCAGCAUGAAAUAUCGUGAAGACUUGUUCCUCGUACGCUUGCAUGACCCCGUCGUCCUAGUACCGAGUACCGGAAGUUUAUGACAGGUAAGUUUGUUAAGUACUGGC